Colletotrichum higginsianum IMI 349063 is the source of this 3492-nucleotide messenger RNA. RefSeq names its product Serine threonine protein kinase. Gene Ontology annotation, biological process: microtubule cytoskeleton organization; protein phosphorylation; intracellular signal transduction. The record is from RefSeq and is a predicted model, not a curated record. Gene Ontology annotation, molecular function: ATP binding; protein serine/threonine kinase activity; tau-protein kinase activity. NCBI's taxonomy places the organism in Eukaryota, Fungi, Ascomycota, Sordariomycetes, Glomerellales, Glomerellaceae. The coding region runs from base 1 to 3492 and encodes 1163 amino acids. Gene Ontology annotation, cellular component: cytoplasm. The transcript is spliced from 3 exons.
AUGCCAUUGCCAUUGCCUCUGUCUGCCUUGACCGCCUGUACAUACUUCUUACGCAGCGCUCGCCCCCUCUUUCGCUCUCACGCUCUCCUGUCUUUCUGCCUUCGGUUCCAUCAAACCCCAGCCCCGUCCCAUCUCCAACAGGUCCUGACCAGUCUGUUCCCCCGUCCAGCAGCAGGACAGCAGUCGCCCACACACCUUGACCCAGCACAGCGCGCCGACGAACCCUCGCAGUGCCGGAUCCUCCUUUCCUGCGCUGCAAUGACAACAGCAAUCCCGGCGAGCUCUGAUCCCCCAGCGCAUGCCCCCCCUCACCCACCUCAAUCUCAAUCUCACUCUCAACCGACCGUCGCAGCGCGCUCCCUCUCUACCCGGACCCGGCCUCCUGUCUCCGCCUCUGGCCCUCCUCCACAACGUGCCUCCUCCACCUCCAAUCACCAUCACCACCGCAGCCGAAGUCAACAACUCCAAUAUCGCUCCCACUCCCGACAACCCUCCUCUACACCUCCUACUACAGCCGCCACCGCCUCUGCUCUCCCCGUCCAGGAACUGUUUCCGCAACAUGAUUAUGAAAUUGCGGACGUAGUCUCUUACUCCAAGCGCUCCGCCCCCAGAGACCAACCGCCCUCGUCAUCCCGUGCCAACACCUCGCGUCCUCAGCGUCACGGCAGUACCAGAUCGAAUCAUCAUUCUCAUCAUCGCGCCCCCGACAUGCCCGUCAGCACUGCUGUCGCCAACAACGUCGGGCCUGCCCCUGUCAGCCAUGGCGCGCCCGACCCUAGAAGCCCCGGCGCGACUUCCGCAUCGAAGCAUACCAGCAAAUCCCGUACCACUAUCCCUACCCCAUCCGGCAAAUGGAUACUGGGCAAGACUAUCGGCGCCGGUAGCAUGGGCAAAGUGAAGCUGGCUCGCAAGGAGGACACGGGCGAGCAGGUUGCCUGCAAAAUUAUCCCUCGUGGGUCUACUGAGGAUGGGCAUCAAACCAAGGCUGACAAGGAGAGAGCCGAUCAGUCUAAGGAGAUCAGGACCGCCCGGGAAGCUGCCAUCGUCACUCUUCUUAGCCAUCCCAACAUCUGCGGCAUGCGAGACGUCGUGCGCACCAACUACCACUGGUACAUGCUCUGCGAGUACGUCAAUGGUGGACAGAUGCUUGACUACAUUAUUUCCCACGGCAAAUUGAAGGAGAAACAAGCCCGUAAAUUCAGCCGGCAGAUUGCUAGCGCCCUCGACUACUGUCAUCGGAACAGCAUUGUUCACCGAGACCUCAAGAUCGAGAAUAUCCUUAUCAGCAAGAACGGGGAUAUCAAAAUUAUCGACUUUGGUUUGAGCAACCUCUUCGCUCCUCGCGGCCACCUAAAAACUUUCUGUGGUAGUCUAUACUUCGCUGCCCCUGAGCUGCUCCAGGCCAGGGCCUACACGGGCCCCGAGGUCGAUGUGUGGAGUUUUGGUAUCGUUCUCUACGUUCUAGUCUGCGGGAAAGUCCCGUUCGACGACCAGAGCAUGCCCGCCCUGCACGCCAAGAUCAAGAAGGGUUUGGUCGAUUACCCUAGUUGGCUUUCUAGUGAAUGCAAGCACCUGCUCUCUCGUAUGCUCGUCACCGAUCCCAAACAGCGUGCCACAAUGCAGGAAGUCAUGAGCCACCCAUGGAUGGUCAAAGGAUACAGUGGUCCGCCUGACAAUGGAUUGCCGCCGCGAGAGCCACUUGCUCUCCCACUCGACUCUGACGUCGUCAACGCAAUGACCGGCUUCAACUUUGGGUCUCCAGAUGCCAUCAGGGCCCAAUUGACGCGCACGAUCGAAUCCGAAGAAUACCAGCGUGCAGUAAAGCUGUACCAGCGCGAAAAGGAGAUGCCUCAACCAACCAGAGACGUCGAAAAGAAGCGUGGUUUCGGCUUUGAUUUCUAUAAAAGAAGGAAUUCGGGCAACAGCCGUGAUACGCUUACGGCACCGAGUUCCGAGGCUCUGCAGCUUGGCAAUGACCCCCUCAACGCGUUUAGCCCUUUGGUUUCAAUUUACUACUUGGUGCGAGAGAAACAAGACCGCGACCAUACUGAGAAGAACCCCGGGGUUCUGAAUGCUCCCAAGGAAAAACCUGCGAUCCCCGAAAUCACACCACCGCAGGAAGCUCAUACAAACUCAUCGGCCUAUGAAAUGCCUGGUGAAAGGGCCACUGGGGGGCGCUCUCGUCCUCGCGCCAGAACCCACGGGGAAGAUGAGGCCCCAGAUGCCAUCAAAAACUCACAGUUGUCGCCAACAAUGCCACUUUCGCCAGAAAUACCUCCCGAACCACUUCCCAAAAAAGAGAGCACAGCAGCUGGCAUCCUACGGCGAUUCAGCACCCGCAGGCGGAGAGAUCCGGAGAGAUCGGACAGAGACCGAGCCCACCCCCCGGUGGUUCAAGUCCACUCUCCGUCGGAGGCACCUCCCGCUCCAGUGCCCCGCAAGAGCUUCAGCAUUCGGCGUGGCAGACGGGAACGUGAGGAACCCGACCCUCUCCCUCUGCGGUCCGGUAGUAGCCAGCCCCAGCACAGCGAUCUCCUUAGCCCUCCCCUAUCCGCCGGGGUUCAGUCGUCACGUCGCAAAGGUCUGGGCCGAUCCACCAGCGUCAAUUCUGCAGACUUGCGCCGCCGUGGAUCAACCCGGGCCCUUAGAGAGCCGCCACCAACAAGUGGAUCAGAUCAGUCAACAACUACGGACAGACCGCAGCCUGCCCCCAGAGAAACCCAGCAAACACGCGCAGCGUCCAUGCGCGCUAAGUCCCUUGGCCACGCCAGGCGCGAGAGCAUUCAACAGCGAAGACUUCGUCGGGAGGAAGCAAAAGAGGCAAAUGUCCCGGAAGAGACAGACCAGGAGCAGGAACAAGGCGACCAAAGUGGUGUUUCCACUGACAGGCUCGACAGCUCCGACUUGGCUAAGCCCGUCUUUCUCAAGGGCCUAUUCAGUGUCUCAACAACUUCGACCAAGAACGUGACAGAAAUCCGGGCGGAUAUCAAACGGGUGCUCAAGGGUCUUGGAGUUGACUACACAGAGAUCAGGGGUGGCUUUCUGUGCAAACACACGCCCAGUAUCGAUCUCAAAAAAGUGCAGGACCCCCCCGGUAGUCCUGGGCAACCCCCUCCAGGUCAUAGGAGACGCUUCAGCUUCGGAGCCAUUCGAAGCGGCGACCGAGAGAGGGAAGAUCUUCGCGAAACGGAGCGAGGACCUACCACGCCUCGCGGCACUACUAGGAACGGAGCAGAACAGAGUUACUCCAACUCGGACGUGUCAGUCGACAGUGUCUCCCGGGAGGCAGGAGGAUCAUCCCGAAGGGUCCCUGGUGAGACAAGCACGCACGUUCAAAGCGACCUUGGUGGAAGCAUGGUCUUGGAGUUCGAAAUUUUCAUCGUCAAGGUCCCACUGCUCUCUCUUCACGGAAUUCAAUUUAAGCGGCUGGUGGGAAACACGUGGCAGUACAAGAACAUGGCUGAUCAGGUUUUGAGGGAGCUUCGUCUAUAG